This is a messenger RNA of Pangasianodon hypophthalmus (striped catfish), 4222 nucleotides long. Its product is annotated as transmembrane protein 198. Lineage: Eukaryota; Metazoa; Chordata; Actinopteri; Siluriformes; Pangasiidae. The transcript has 6 exons. Gene Ontology annotation, cellular component: plasma membrane. The coding region runs from base 519 to 1550 and encodes 343 amino acids. The record is from RefSeq and is a predicted model, not a curated record.
GAAAGUGAGCAGAUGUAUCUCCUCUUGGCAUGUUCUCAAGUUUACACUACAGCAAAGCAUUGUGUAGAUGCAGAAUAGCAGAGAGGAAAAAAGGACAGCUCUGUUUCUAAUCAAAGGCGAGGGUCUCCUGCUGGCUCUGCAGCUGUGGUGGGCCGAGUCUCAUUCUCCACAUCUGGAUCCAGUUAAGCACUUCUUACAAACACACAUCCGGUCAGACUUUCAUCCCACAAUUGCGCUGUGGAGCAUCCAUGAGUGGGUGUGUGAAGUGCCAGAGAGGGAAGGCUCUCUAAAAACACAUGUUUGAGUGCCACUGUGAGGGAGCCCCAAGUGCUGGGAAUUACUUUCACUGCAUUGUUUAGGCUGUUGCUAUGUGCACAGGAAAAAACUGGGGACGCCGAGGCUUUUUGAAGACAUACCACAAUCAUGACUCAUCUAUCUGAGUAGCUUGGCUCUUUCCCAAUGACUUCAGGUCCAUAAACGAUCUCCUGCUUCGUUUUGGACACCCUUCUCCUGCGAAAAUGGCCGACAUGGCCGGGCUUGUCUCUGAUGAGACAGUGAAGGGCCCAGGAGAGCUGGAUCCGUGUCUGUCGGAAAUCGACAGGAAGUAUGAAAUUGUCCCUGCUGUUAUCUCCUCUACAUGCUGCCUCUUUGGAAUUAUCUACUGUUUCUUUGGUUACCGCUGCUUCAAAGCCAUCAUGUUCCUGUCGGGUCUGUUGUUUGGCUCGGUGAUUAUCUUCCUGCUGUGCUAUAAGGAGCGAGUGUUAGACACACAGUUGAGCAUAGAGGCAAGUGCUGGCAUUGGCCUGGGCAUCGGACUUCUGUGUGGCCUCGUCACUAUGCUAGUGCGCAGUGUCGGCCUCUUUAUGACGGGCAUCCUGCUCGGCCUGCUCCUCGCCAUCGCUGGCCUUUUGCUCACACACCAGUUAUUCACACCCAGCACCCCAUGGGUGCCUGUAGGUGUCCUCCUCGGCACUGGCAUGCUGUGUGCCGUUUUAACUCUUCAGUGGCAGAAGUUUUUCACCAUCAUCUCCACAGCUGUGUUUGGUGCUGCCAUCAUGACAGUGUGUGCUGAUUACUUUGUGGAGUUGCUGAUGCUGGUCACACACAUUUAUGAUUGUCUGCGCCUCGUCCCUGCUCCAGAGCCACUCUGCUGGUACAGCUGGGUCAUCCUGGGCAUCUGGCCUAUGCUCAGCAUUAUGGGAGCAUUAGUGCAGUGGAAGCUCACAGCUGAAGGUUUUUCACACACUGAAGUGAUCAUCAGCAGGAGGCAGAAGCGAUUGCAGCUGAUGAGAAUAAGACAGAAAGAUGUGAAAAAGGUGCAGCUGUCUGCAGGUCAGGAGGGGACGUAUCGCCGUAAACCCACUCCUGUAAAACGCUACGCUGGAGAUCUUCUAGCUCCAAGUUACCUGCAGAGUCUCCGGGAGCGUCAGAUGGGCACAGGCACAUCCCUGAGCAGCCUGAGUACCGCCAACCAUACCAUGGUGGAUAUGGAUUAUGAUACUGGAUCCACAGUUCCACUCACACACACCACAGCAGCAGCACGCACCUGAAUAUGAGCUGCAUUCACCAGUGGUUAAAGAACUAACUGUCCAGAUAAGGAGAAAACAAGAUGGUACUUCGUAGUAAAGUCAGACGGUAUGACUGAGCUUUUGUUCAGGUCCAAACGUCCACUGCCACGAACUGUUAUUUCAUCACUUUUAAAAUCUUAAUACAGCUCUGUCUGAUUCAAAUUAAGACUCAGUCAUUCACUAAUAUUAGACAGUUAAAGUCAUAUUAAUUGAAACCCGUAGGAGUGGUGAGCAUUGAAGGAUAAAUUAUAUAUCAAUAAAAAGUGUAUGUGAACAGGACAUUUAUAUGUAGAUUUUAAUUUUACACAAUGGAUUUUUCAGACAGCUACACAUCGGAUCUGUCCCAGUUUUAAGGCUGCAAUUUGAAGUUGUAUACUUCAAAUCUAGAAACCCUUAAAAAUUUCCUAAAAACACUGUUAUUUCCAAUAGUUGCCAUGCAGUGAAACUUAGUUUUAGGUGUGUAUAUGCGUCUUUCCAUUUUGAAAAUUGGCUCUGCCCACAGCCAAAGCAGAACUGCUCAGCUCUGCCCCUUUUCAGCAGGCAUAUGUUCCUGUGAUUUCAAUAGAGUGCGUGGAGUUACUUGUGGGAAAGGGUACAACUGCAAUUCACCUUACAGACAACAGAGGGCUCUAAAACAUCAAAUGACUGAAAUAAGUAUCUGUUCUUGAACACGUAGGGCCCUCGGUAUAAAAUUGUGUGACAGUUAUUUAUAGCCUAUGGGGGAAAAAGCGGUUCUGGAUGGACCUGAACUCCGGACCUGACUGUAUGGAGAUAUAAAUUGUCUAAUUCCAAUCAUUAGGACUUCAGUAGAUCACUGUAUAUGGGUGUAAAUGGACUUGGUAGGCCUUUAACAUUAGUUGGCUCUUCAGUUGCCAACUAAUAACCAGCAAACUGAUUAAACAGUAUUUAUUUUUAUAAUGGCCUGCCCUGUCUUGUCACUUGGCCUCAAAAUCUUCACUUGUAACCUGCCACUACAUGCUGUUGUCUUUUUAGGUUUACUAAAACUCUUCCUGUGUUUCCCAGACUACAAGAUGCUUUUUUGAUCCCUGUAGUAGAUACUGUGAUUUAUACAGUGAAAUGACAUAGUCUUCAAAGGUAGUUGGCCAAAUUGUAGCCAAAUGAGAAACCCCAUUCUUUGCAUGGAUGAGAGAAUGUUAGUGAAGUGCUGAUUAUUAGCGUGUUCAUGUAAUUUCAGCAAAUACUACCAAAAAAAAAAAAAAAGUGUGACUUAAAGAUCACUGGCCUUACUCUUAAGUGUGAAAGUCGUUUUUUUUUCCCUCCAUUCCUUUUUUUUUUUUUAGUCAUGUUAGUUUACAAAGUGAUGUCAUACAGUCAAGUUUCCAGCUCAUGAUUUACAAAAAACAUGAUCAGCUUUUACAAGUAGGAUACUUACAUUUAUGUUGACGUGCCUUGUGCGUGAUUUACUUCAGCCACUGAUAUGGACAUCCUAUCAAAAUUUAAGGUACAUCAUCGUGCUUUAUACAACAAAGCAACUUUGCAGUAGACAAUACAAUAUUUUAAAAAAUCUUUAAUGUAGCAUAAAAUGAUGUGAAUGUGGGAAAAGACAAAGAGCAUGGACAUCCAGUAUUUCUCUUUUUUUUUUUUUCCCCUCCUGCCUGAAAGGCCCACCUUAUUGGUAAUGUUUUACUAUUUUGUUGUCGAACAGCAAGUUUUUCUAUAGAGGCGUCUGAGAGAAUGUUUAUGGCUCUGCUUCAAAAUCAAUCAGAGCAUUGUGAAAUGACUCAAAAAGCAUUUUGUGUGUCUGUAUUUUAAUUUGUUUUUAAACUAUGGGGUUGUACAAUAGUGUGUAAUUGAUUUACUCAUGUCCGUAGCGUUUAUCAGAUGCAUGUGUAUAGUUUUCCACAAUAGUGGUUCUGUGAACACGCUGGCAGUUUGAUCAGCAGUUUUAUUCUUCCAGUGCAUUUUUGUAUUAAGGGGAAUGUCUGGACAUGAGUGCAAGAGAAAUGUGGAAUCUGCAGUACGAUUACUGUUAAUACUUGCUAGAACAUUUGUCGUACUAAUUUCUCAUAUUUCUUUUUUACCAUAAGAUUUCUCCUAGGAGCUGCAGCUUGUCUCAUUCAUAUCGCUGUUUAUAAUGUAAUGAGCCUUUAGAGACUGUUAGUGGGAUGGUGAGUUUCUGCACUUAAACCUGUGUUAAUCAGUGCCUUUAGGUCAGAUGAAGCUAAAUGACCAGUCUAUGCGCUUUCUGUUUACUGUGUUGUGUUCAUCUUGUGUAUAAGAUGCUUCUGUGACCCAUCUAGAAAGUGACAAUUUGAUGAUUGUCACCCCACGUUUGUCUCUUGUAGGUGGGACCUGUUCAAUAUCCAUGAACAUGUCAUUUUAAAACCAUUAAAAAUAAUCUGUACAGAAUAAUCGAUUGUUUGCUAUACUAGACAAAACAACUAAAUAUACUACAGACAUCUUUAACACAUUUCUCUUGGGUUAGUUACAGGUACACACUAAUGUAAAUUCAGUAUCUGAGUCUUGAUUUGUACUGUGAUUUGUAUCUGUAUUAUUUAAUUUUUAACAAGCUGUAUUUGUUCAUCACAAACAUCAUCUAAGUUAGUUAGGUUAGCAUGUAUAUUCUUCAUGUAAAUCAGUCAUUCAAGAGAAGAUAACCUUUAAAACAUUACAUGUUUUGAAUGCAGAAAAUA